Messenger RNA from Opisthorchis viverrini, 345 nucleotides. RefSeq lists its product as hypothetical. NCBI's taxonomy places the organism in Eukaryota, Metazoa, Platyhelminthes, Trematoda, Opisthorchiida, Opisthorchiidae. The record is from RefSeq and is a predicted model, not a curated record. The transcript has 2 exons. The coding region runs from base 1 to 345 and encodes 114 amino acids.
AUGACUUACCAGAAGAACCAGCGUUUGUACCGAUGGAACCUACAGAAACAACUCUGUUUUGAGGAAUGUGCCAUUACACUGAGUAAUUUUGUCGGAAGAGAUCGCGCGUUGUUCGCCUCACAUGCCAAGUGCCUCAGAGCUUUUGUACAAGAAUGUUUUAUUCGCAAACCAGUAUCUCUACGGAACCUGACGUCAUUGAAGCGUAAUCAGUGCAUGUUACCAUCUACGUACGAUCUGUCGGCAGUUACUCUAGCCUCUGGAAGACCUCGGCAGAUAUCAUUGCGUGGAGGAAUGCCUGCUGAAAUUAUUUGCCAACCAUCUGACAUGCUUAAUCCAAAAGGGUGA